UGGCUAGUUGUAACGUGGUAUCGUUUCUAUAGUAACCUGAUCUACAUAACCACGAGGCAAAAAGAGUCAAACGUGCGGUGUACUUCAACAAAGAAAACCCACGUAAAUCGUUGCUAUGGUGACGUUUGUUUAACGCUUAUGGAAGGAGUCUCCAGUGCCGGUGCUUUUGUUCAUUCCCUCCUGGAUUUCACGAUCCAAGCAAAACCAAGCAAGCGCCGCAAUAUCUGGAGGAGCUUGGAAUUCUUCAGACUUACUUACGGCUUUUUCCGUAGAUUUGGGGCAAGAAACGGUCGCCAUCAUUUACCGACAAACCGCGCACGACAAUUUCGCCGAUCCGGGUAGUUUUCCGCACGAGCCGCAUGAGCGUGUUCAGGACAGAGGACUUUGCGCUUUCUGGUUUCUCAGUAACACGACAAGCUGCAUGGUUUCGUCUUAUUCGUUUCAAGAAGGAGAGACAAAAAGAAUCUCUCUCUAAUCACUCGAUUAGAGGAACUUGUCUCGUGGAUGUUUCACAACACUAAAUGUGGUUUAAAAAGCAUGACACGUUUUAUUAAUAAAUUAAAAAUAGUAACAUUUGGGGAAACUUCUGUAGAAGAGGAAUUAAAAAAAAAAAAAACAACCCAAAACACUUCAGGACGUGCUUUGCGUUCGGCCGUAUCGCACCAAACUGUACUGGAUUAUCUUCCCGUAUCGAGCACGCCGUGUCAUGUGGUCUGUCGUCCUUGCGUCUGUUAUCGUGAUAUCGUCACUUGUUCUCAAAGACUAGGCGAAAACUGUAUUAUGUGCACACGUCUGCUGUAGAUCUGCUCAUGUUCUUACUCGGGUUUUCCAGACGCCGAGGCCAAAUGACAAAACCGCAAGCAAGCCAAACAGGAAAAGAGGGAUCGAGCAGAGUCGCUCGUAACAUCAACACAAACACAAGCCUCACGAUGUGUUCGUUAUUAUUAUUUAUUUAAAAAAAAAUUUUUUUGCAUUGCGUCCCUCGGGCAUGCUGGAGCAGGUGUGUGUGUGUGUGUGUGUGUGUGUGUGUGCUCAUGAUAUUAGUGGAAUGCAUGAAUCAUUAAUCAAACUGCACAGGAAUAGUAGAUUUUACCUCCGGCCACAAAAUCCUUACUUGACCUAUAUACACACACACACACACACACACACAAACAUGACACAAUGGUACGCUUCCUUGUGCUUUUUAAACAGUGAGAUCACUCUCAUGUUGAUUUUGUGUUAACACGGACCUACGUGUGCACACGGGUUUAGAAUAACAUCUCCCUGAAGAAUAAUGCCAUAAGGUUAUUGACCUCUGAUUGUACACAUACACACACACACACACACACACACACACACACACACGUAAAUCCCCGCAGGGAUGUGAAAAUUCACUUAGGACAUGAUGAUUCAGCUGCUUGUGCUUUUUACAUGCAAUAGAUCAGACCUAAUGUCCACCAGUCACAUGAAUUUCAGGAAAUGAUUUCGAAUGAAGCCAUAAAUAAGACCUGGACCAAUCAGAAUCCGGUGGAACUUGGCGUCCUGGUUCAUUUUCCACUGGUCUCGGCUUCAGAUACUCCACCCACAGCCCACAAAUCAUCUGAUACUCGGGGCCUGUUUACACCGGGUCGCUUCACGCGCUUGCUCUGAUCGGAUACCGAUCUGAUUUGUUAAAACACUUGGCCGGACCUUCGAUCAUCUUUGUGUCAGCCUGCAAAGCGAUUUAAUGAGGAGGCACACUCCUCUCCCUCAGGUUAUACCGGUCGAUAAGUUGUUUUCGCUUCUGGCGUGGCUAAAGCGCGUGACGAACUUCCGUUUGGGAGGAGAAAAGCGCUGACGAUCGCGUUCAGACCUGCAUGUUAUUCGCACGUGCAUGCGCCGUUAGACGGGAAAGUCUGUGGUCGGUUGUUUGCAGUGUCACUCAAACGGCCUCUUCUUCCAAGUAGUUAAUACCCAUCAAAGCGGGUAGGGUUUUAAACUUCGUCUAAAAACAGUCAAACCUUAUGACCUACCGAGUUGCAACUAUCUUUCGACACGGGUAUCUGAGGCGUAGUGGUCAAACACGCUCACCUCACCCGCGAAAGGUCCCCGAAACCAGCCGCAAACGUGUGGUUACUUGUAGAGAAGUAGUGGCUCAGUGGUUUCUGAUCUGAAAGUUGGGAUUCAACCUCAGUAUUGCCAAACUUUCACCAUUGGGCCCCUGAGCAAGACCCUUGACCCUUUCGGCUCCCGGGGCACCAUAUCAUGGCUGGCUCAGUGGAUAAAAACAUUGGACUACCAAUCAGAAGGUCGUGAUCCUACAAAUCCGUGUAGUUUAAAAAAAAAAAAAAUGUUGAAAAAAGAAAAACGCGGCAAAAAAAAUUUCGACCGGAACAAUCGCAAAAAAAAGCUCCUGUGAAAUUCCGUACGGCCUGAUGAUACUACCGGACCUUCACAAUCCUUCAUUUAUCAGCACUGGGGGAACAGCGGUGAAUGGACUUUACGCUGACGCACACACAGGUAAACCAUCAUGAUUCCCGUAACCGAGUUGCGUUAUUUUGCCGAGACACAGCCGGCGUACCGGAUCCUGAAGCCAUGGUGGGACGUUUUCACCGACUACAUUUCCAUCGUCAUGCUGAUGAUCGCCGUGUUCGGGGGCACACUGCAGGUGACCCAGGACAAGAUGAUCUGCCUGCCAUGCAAGUGGGUGGUAGAUGGACGCUGCGAGCCACUAAACACCAGCAGCGCCGUCCCUCGGCCCGAGCCGCGCGGCAUCCAGUACGAGCUGGACCGGCACCAGUACAACUACGUGGACGCCGUGUGCUACGAGCACAAACUGCACUGGUUCGCCAAGUACUUCCCGUACCUGGUGCUGCUUCACACGCUGGUGUUACUGGCAUGCAGCAACUUUUGGUUCAAGUUCCCGCGCACCAGCUCUAAGCUCGAGCAUUUCGUCUCCAUCCUGCUCAAGUGCUUCGACUCGCCGUGGACCACGCGCGCCUUAUCCGAGACCGUGGCCGAAGAAAACGACCCCAAGGCGGCGGGCAAAAACGACGAUCUGAACGACGCGAACGAGAAGAAGAAGGCGUCGAGCGUGAGCGAUCAGGACGUGGAGGCCAGCAUACCCAUGCUGCAGCGCACCAAGUCGCGCAUCGAACAAGGCAUCGUCGAUCGCUCGGAGACCGGAGUACUGGACAAGAAAGAAGGAGAGCAGGCCAAGGCACUUUUUGAGAAGGUAAAGAAGUUCCGCAUCCACGUGGAGGAGGGUGACAUCGUCUACCGCCUCUACAUCCGCCAGACCAUCAUCAAAGUCAUCAAGUUCGUUCUGAUCAUCAGCUACACGGCGUACUACGUGCAGUUCAUCACGUUCGACAUCAAGUGCAAAGUAGACAUCGAAAGGCUCACGGGCUACCGGAUGUACUACUGCGCACACCCACUGGCCACCCUGUUCAAGAUCCUGGCCUGGUUCUACAUCUCGCUGGUCAUCAUCUACGGCCUGAUCUGCAUGUACACGCUGUGCUGGAUGCUGGGCCGCUCGCUCAAGCUCUACUCGUUCGAGUCGAUCCGCGAGGAGAGCAGUUACAGCGACAUCCCCGACGUCAAGAACGACUUCGCCUUCAUGCUGCACAUGAUCGACCAGUACGACCCGCUGUACUCGAAGCGCUUCGCCGUCUUUCUGUCCGAGGUGAGCGAGAACAAGCUGCGCCAGCUCAACCUCAACAACGAGUGGACGCUGGAGAAGCUUCGGCAGAGGAUCACCAAGAAUUCACAAGACAAGCUGGAGCUGCAUCUGUUCAUGCUCAGCGGCAUUCCAGACACCGUGUUCGACCUGCUAGAGCUUGAGGUGCUGAAAUUGGAGCUGAUCCCAGACGUCACCAUUCCACCCAUCAUCGCCCAGCUGGCCAGUCUGAGGGAGCUGUGGCUGUACCAUACACCAGCCAAGAUCGAGGCUCCUGCUCUGGCCUUUCUACGCGAGAACCUCAAAUCGCUGCACAUCAAGUUCACGGACAUCAAGGAGAUUCCGCUAUGGAUCUACAGCCUGAAGAACCUGAGCGAGCUCCACCUCACUGGCAACCUGAGCGCCGAAAAUAACCGUUACAUCGUGAUCGACGGUCUCCGGGAGCUCAAGAGGCUCAAGGUGCUACGGCUGAAGAGCAACCUCACCAAGCUGCCUCAAGUGGUGACAGAUGUGGGCGUGCAUCUGCAGAAGCUCUCCAUCAAUAACGAGGGCACCAAGCUGAUGGUGCUCAACAGUCUGAAAAAGAUGGUGAACCUGACCGAGCUGGAGCUGGUGCGUUGCGACCUGGAGCGCAUCCCCCAUUCCAUUUUCAGCCUCCACAACCUACAGGAGAUCGACCUGAAGGACAACAAUCUAAAGACAAUCGAGGAGAUCAUCAGCUUCCAGCACCUGCACCGGCUGGUGUGUCUGAAGCUCUGGUACAAUCAGAUCGCCUACAUCCCCAUCCAGAUCGGCACGCUCACCAACCUCGAGCGACUCUACCUGAACCGCAACAAGAUCGACAAGAUCCCCAGCCAGCUGUUCUUCUGCCGCAAGCUACGCUUCCUCGACCUGAGCUACAACAACCUGAACGGUAUCCACCCCGACAUCGGACUGCUGCAGAACCUGCAGUACUUCGCUGUUACUGCAAACAGGAUCGAGACAUUACCGCCUGAGCUGUUCCAGUGCAAGAAGCUUCGGACGCUGAACCUGGGGAACAACUGCCUGACCGCACUGCCAUCGCGUUUCGGAGAGCUCACGUCUCUGACCCAGCUGGAGCUGCGCGGUAAUCGGCUAGAAGGCCUGCCGGUGGAGCUGGGCGAGUGCCGCAUGCUGAAACGCUCGGGCCUGGUGGUGGAGGAAGAGCUCUUCAAAACACUUUCUCAAGAAGUCAAGGAGCAGCUGUGGAGAGCUGACAAGGAGCAAGUCUGAGACUGAAAGACAAGGGAUGAGAAGAGAGCGAGAAUGGAGGCUGCAAGAAACUCUCUUAUUUUAAUGUUGUUUUUUUAGUGGUUUUUUUUUUUUUAUAUAUAUAUUUAGUGGAAUACAAGGUUGAUCCUUGCAUAAAGCCAAGAAGAGAGGAAUGAGGAAGUGGAAUUAUGGAAUGAAAGUGGGACAGGACUAGUCCUGUACACACACACACACACACACACACACACACACACACACACAGGCCAGUACAUGCAAACUAUAAGCUAAGCUGCAUGCAAACUCCGUGCUAAAUCACAUAAAGACUUAAAGCUUGAUGGAAAGGAGACACACACAGAUGCAAAACCAAAUGACUCAAACACACUCCGCCCCCAAACGUAAUGAAGGACUUUUGUUUAUAUACGUGCUCGAGACGCAGUCGAGCGGUCACCAAAAACGAAAAGGAGGGACGAUGUAGUGUUCUAACGUCAGCGUCUCUGUUGUCAAGACAACUGUCCCGCACUAUCAUUGCCUUAACUCCUUAGAACAAGGAUCUAUCUGAGGAUUUUAUUUUGCCAAAAAAAAUAAAGUGGACAAAUGCAAACUGAAGUGUUUGUAUGAGACGGUUAUGUGCAUUAAUGUUUUGUUUGAGCAUUAACAGUUAUUUUAUUUUUGUUUAAACAGUCUUUAUUAUGUCCCUAGGAUUAUGCUAAUAAAUGAUUCUAGACACGA
This is a messenger RNA of Ictalurus furcatus (blue catfish), 5596 nucleotides long. RefSeq names its product leucine rich repeat containing 8 VRAC subunit Aa (gene lrrc8aa). The transcript has 8 exons. Gene Ontology annotation, molecular function: protein binding. Lineage: Eukaryota; Metazoa; Chordata; Actinopteri; Siluriformes; Ictaluridae. The record is from RefSeq and is a predicted model, not a curated record. Bases 2489 to 4888 code for a protein of 799 amino acids.